Triplophysa dalaica is the source of this 4534-nucleotide messenger RNA. RefSeq names its product ATCAY kinesin light chain interacting caytaxin b (gene atcayb). Gene Ontology annotation, cellular component: cytoplasm. Gene Ontology annotation, biological process: apoptotic process. NCBI's taxonomy places the organism in Eukaryota, Metazoa, Chordata, Actinopteri, Cypriniformes, Nemacheilidae. Bases 499 to 1539 code for a protein of 346 amino acids. The transcript is spliced from 13 exons. The record is from RefSeq and is a predicted model, not a curated record.
ACAGAGGAGAGAUUGUGCUGGAGAGACAGGGAUGCUGUUGCUAGGAAACAGUGUAGGGGCAUCCAUCUUUAGUAGCUUGUUCCAGAUAGAGCAAAAACACAAGGUUACGGAAGGUUUUCCUCUUAAACGGGAAGAAGAUGGAGGCGUUUUCAGAGAAAGAUACAGAAUAAGUGACCCCAGGGGAGAUUACGCAUCAAAUGGCACAUGGCUGUAUUCUGACAACACGACUGGGAUUAUGUGGUGGUCUCUGCGUCCUCUGAAUCUGUUAGUCUGUUUCUCAGGUAAAGAGAUCUUGCUUGUCAACAUCAGACCGCUGGACACCCUCUCAUCAUCAGCCUCCACCCAUACACAGACAGACAGACAGACAGAGAGUGCUUUCUCUUCUGAUAUGAACAAAUGGAUUGAAUCGUGAAAACUCAAGAGGCCUGAAAGCUGGAGACGUGACACAGGAAUCAACACUAGAGCAAAGAAAACAUCCAUUUGGUAGCGGGACACAGGAUGGGAACAACAGAAGCCACUUUACGCAUGGAGAACAUGGAGACAAAAGAUGAAUGGCAGGACGAUGAUUUCCCACGACCUUUACCUGAAGAUGGCGAUCUGGAGGGACUCAUGGAUGACUCUGUGUUUAUGUGUGAUUCAGCUCAUCACGGUGCACUGACGGCCAAUCAUUUGGACUCUGUUCACCGUAAGCGUCGCACGCUGGUCGCACCCGACAUAAACCUGUCACUGGACAAGAGUGAAGGCUCUCUUCUCUCUGAAGACUUUCUGGAAACUCCAGACGACCUGGACAUCAAUGUUGAUGACAUCGAGACACCGGACGAUGACUCACUUGGCUCCAUCAACAAUGGCAACGAACUGGAAUGGGAAGAUGACACUCCAGUGGCCAGUGCGAAAGGUGCGGGGUCAGAUGUAGGUGACGGCGCGGGGCGUCUCUGGAGGACCGUGAUCAUUGGAGAUCAGGAGCAAAGGAUAGACAUGCAGGCGAUCAAACCUUACCUGCGUGUCGUCACACAUGGAGGAUAUUACGGUGAAGGACUGAACGCUAUCAUCGUAUUUGCUGCCUGUUAUUUACCCGACAGCAGCUGCGCAGACUACAAUUACAUCAUGGAGAAUCUUUUUCUGUAUGUAAUCAGUAGUUUAGAGCUGCUGGUAGCUGAAGAUUACAUGAUCAUCUAUCUGAACGGAGCCACGCCACGCAGAAGAAUGCCUGGAAUCAGCUGGCUCAAGAGAUGCUAUCAGAUGAUUGAGAGACGGUUAAGAAAGAACCUCAAAGGUUUGAUCAUUGCCCACCCAUCUUGGUUCAUUCGUACUGUUCUCACCAUCUCGAGACCUUUCAUCAGUGUUAAGUUUAUGGAGAAGAUCCGUUACGUCCAGAGUCUGGAGGAACUUGCUCAGAUGGUUCCUAUGGUGCAUGUGCAGAUUCCAGACUGUGUGCUGCAAUAUGAUGAGGAGAGGGUUAAAGCUCAGAGCGACAGACUUGAACAGCUGGCCAAGACAUCAGAGAGGCCGGUGUCAGUCGCUGCAGAGGCGUGUCCCUGACAUCUUAUGCGGGAUUAACCUGAAGUCAUGAAGUUCAUCAUUUCAAAGAGACUCGUGUGCAUGCAGUUUCCAAAGAUACGUCAGUAAGCAAACACAUGGACAUGAGACAUCGCAAAACAAAGAUUCUUUUCUGUUCACAGUGACAUUUUCUAUUAACACUUACCUUUUGAUUGAAAUCAUUCUAAAUCUGGAUCACAGCUGAGUUGGUGUGAACAUGAGAAAAACAAACAGGACUCUAUUUUCUAGUCCUUGUUUCUUUUCCAAGUGGAACAUCUUUCAAAAUGAGUUUGAUUUUUAAUGUGAUUCCUCAUUUUCCAACACAUCGAUUCAUAGCAGCUGAUUUUUGUCUGGCACUUUAACUUGCCAACCACUUUCAAAACACCAGCAUAUUCAAUCUUUUGAAUAAUGCUGCAAUUUGCAGGUAUUUGUCCACAUGAAACCAAAAUUGUCCCGUUUGAGAUAAAAAAUUACAAUGGCUAUUUUUUCAUGAAAUAUUGUACCGUCUCUUGUAAAUAGCGUAUCAAUGUAGGGCAUUCUCUUUUUAAAAUCCGCGUGCCCUCAUAAUCUUUAAUUAAAAUCUGAAAAUGCACUUUCCCCCUGUAAUGACUAUCCAUCAUAAAUGACAUAUGUUAGACGGCUUGGGCGGAGCAUCCGUUAACGCCUUCCUUUCAAGUAUUGCUAGUUCCAUUUUAUAAUGCAACGGCUGUUUUUAUACAUCCAAUAAAAUCACACUGAAAAACUAAAGCCACACCCACUAUCUUUUUCAUUUGAAAUUCCUUUUCACUUGGGAAUGCGUCAAAAUACGAAAGUGAAAAACGAUCUCAACUUCCGGUUCACGGGGACAUUAAUACUGUACACAUUUUUGGUCCUAAAUAGCAUAUUAAUAUGAAUCGUUUGGCAUGUAAUGACGUUGACAUCAUAGUAGCAAAUCAUGAUUUUCCAACCUCCUUCAAUAAUUUUUUUACAAUAAUUGAGGGGUUCUGUCCCCUCAAAAGAUUUAGAUUACAAACAACUGAUGAUGGUGGUGAGAACUGUGUGCCACAUGCUCACAGUACAGUGUUUUCCUCAAAUGUGAAGGAUCUUAGGACCUAAAUUUGUGUGUUUUCUGAGAGGUGAGUGAAAUUCUCACUUCAAUAAAACCGACAUUCAUCUGUCACAGUAGUUUUCUGUAAACAAAGCUCACUUCUCUUUUUGCCUUUAACUUCCCCUCCAAUGGUCUGAACUGUGCUUUUGCUUCUUUAAUAUCAUGUGUCCAUUUUUGUAUAUCAUACAACACAGAUGUCUGUCCGUUCGCAAGAGUCCGAUUUUUUUUUUGUCUUUUUUUUUUUUGUCACGUCUCAGAUAAAACAAACAGAUGCGGAUUUGAAGGAACUCAAAUCCUUCAGAUGUAAUGUGAAUGACGUGUACACUGAUCUCUGAAUUCUAGGACACAUGUGGGCGACACUUAACUGGAACACAUGUUUGGUGUUUUUUUACUGAUGUUUAUUAAUGUAACACAGCUCAGGGGCUGUGCUUGGAAUAGAAAACUACAGUCAUUUACUAAUACUGUUAGAUGUUUUAUAACAGAAAACUGUAAUGUAUUGUUUUCAUUGGACAUCAAUGCAUGUCAUUCAGGCAGUAUCCUUCAGUUACACCUUCAGAAAUCAUCCAUUUUGUCCAGUUUUUGAAAGAUGUCUAAACAAGCAAUGUGUUCGCUGUAAAAAUAAUCUGUACUUUAUUCUAUUGAAUUUGGAAAAUUGAUAAAAUUUAAAUCUUGUAAAUUUCAAAAACGCCUACUUGAUUGUCGACACAAUUGAUGCAUAUAUGAAACGUCAACUGGGCUUAUUUAAAAUGGGGAAAUUUUUUAGUGGUUGAUUUGGAAAAUUGCUAGUUUAGCCUUCUAGCACUGAAAUUAUAAUCCCACAUUCUAUGCGAUUCUGUCCAAAGCCACGCCUCCUCCAAACACAUGAUUGUAUUUCUUAAAUCCAUUUAACAAAUUACAAAGUACAUCUAAUUAAUUAUUCUCAAAGCAUGUACACCUAUCCAAAAGAAAGAGUGGUAUCAUCUUUCAGACUCUUGCCUGCCGGUCACCAUCGUGUAAAAGAUGAACCGAUGUUUAUUCAAGUUUUUCCUUUGUAAUGAUCCACACGUUUUUUCGUCACUGCUUUUAAAAAACAGCCUUUUUUUUGUAAAUUGACUUGUUCUCGGUUCCUAAGGAGAGUUUGGUUGUUGCUGAUUGUCCACCAUUCUCCCUACAUUGACAAAGUAGUGAAAGCGCUGAUGACACAUGAUGUCUGCUUGAACAGGGUGCAAAGUGGUAUGCAAAAUGUGUUGUCUGAAAAUGUACACAUGACCAGUCAAAGUAUUCGGCCGGAACGUUUUGAUUGGCGAACGUUUUUUGUUACUACUUCUUUAUAUAAUUAUAAAAUAUUAUUUGACCACUAUACUUCUUGAUUGCUAUCAGGAUGUAAAGACAUUUCCAAUCAAUAUGACAAAAUAUGUUUCUGGACACGAUCACCUAUUCUGCCUUUAAAAGUAAAAGUUUAUCAUAUUUUUUAUUCAUCACACGGAAAUGCUGUAGGCCUAUUAUGAAACUAUUUCAGGAACCGUCAUAUUAUUCCAGAUAAUGACCAAAUAUUUGGCAUGUCGGAUAAUCUGAAAUUACUUUUUUCCAGUACAUGUGUUUUAGCUCCGCACACAGUCAGAACAUGUGUGUGCUUCCAACACACGUCUGACAUCACAGGAGGCGGGGGCUUGUUAUCCCUCCCCUCAUAAUGCUUUAUGAGCACUCACUUACACUUUUCACGCAAACACUGAGAUUGUGAAGUGUAAACCAUUGUUAAAUCAUGGUUUUUAAAUCCAUAAUGUGAAUUCUUUGCUAUUGGUGCUCACAAUGAAUUUUAAGGGGAUCAUUUCAGCCACAUUAUUGUAUAAUGUUUAUGAUCAAACUGUUUUACACUGUACUGUGGGUAAAUCAUUUGUAAAAUAUAAUGUGCAAUAACUAAACGAGUCACUA